AUGGAAGUCGGGAAUCAACACCUCGCCAAACUGGAGCAGUAUCUGCUCAUGUCCAAGGCCGCUAAAGGCGCUGCGGCCGCGAAACUCAUCCAGGACGCCACUUCUGCCCCUGGGGUGUUUGUGUUUGCCGAACUCCUCGAGCAACCAAACAUUCAAGAGCUAGAAGCACAUGAACAACACUCCCGCUCCUUCUCCCUCCUCCAACUGUUCUCCUACAGGACCUAUACUGACUACAUCCAAAACAAGGACGCUCUUCCACCCCUCAACGAUGCUCAGAUCACCAAGCUGAAGCAACUCACGCUUGUCUCCUUGGCGCAGGACACUCGCAUCCUGCCAUAUGACCAGCUGCUCAAAGUGCUCGAGAUGCCGACGAUCCGCGACCUCGAGGACCUCAUCAUCGAAGCGAUCUAUCUCGACAUCGUCCGCGGCAAGCUCGACCAGCGCGAGCGGCAGUUCGAGGUCGAGUACACCAUGGGACGCGAUCUGGAGCCCGGGAAGCUGGAGCAGCUGCUCGUCUCCCUGCAGAACUGGGCAACGACGACCUUCGCGGUCCUCGCCACUCUCGACGAGAAGCUGCUCGAGCUCUCUUCCCGGACGGCGACGGCGAAGACGGACAAGGAGGCGUACGAGAAGAAGCUCCAGGCGACGCUCAAGGAGGUCGUGGACAAGCAGAAGGCGACCCGGACGGUGGUGAAGAAGGGUCCGGAAACCGCCCCGCAGGUCACUGCGGCAGGCCUGGCGUUCAUGGAGCAGGAGAAGCAGCGGCAGGCUGCGAAGGAGCGGGAGCAGCAGCGGGAGAAAGCGCGAGAGAAAGACCAGCAGGAGGAGGAGGACAAGGACAAGGACAGCAUGGACGUGGACGAGCCCGCGGAUGGAGGCAAGGGGAAGAAGUAA
Messenger RNA from Epithele typhae, 894 nucleotides. RefSeq lists its product as uncharacterized. The record is from RefSeq and is a predicted model, not a curated record. Gene Ontology annotation, cellular component: COP9 signalosome. The coding region runs from base 1 to 894 and encodes 297 amino acids. Lineage: Eukaryota; Fungi; Basidiomycota; Agaricomycetes; Polyporales; Epitheliaceae. The transcript is spliced from 5 exons.